AUGCUUCUUUACUUUCUCAUCACUUGUCUCUCUUUCUUCUUCUUUGCCAAAUCUUUAUCUCUUCCUCCAUGGGCAUCUGAAACCAAAACCUUGCUCUCCUUCUACUUCUCCAAGAAUCCUUUCAUACACCAAACCACACAUGAUCCAGCCUCCUCGGUGGUCGACCAAAUGUCUAUCCUUGACCUCCCUGAUCUUGCUCUCGACAACAUCCUUGAUCUUCUGCCACCCUCUGGACUCUGCAGCAUGGCUAGGACUUGUAGCUCCUUAANGGAGAAAUGUGUUAGUGAUCAUCUCUGGGAGAAACACUUACAUACCAAAUGGGGCAAAAUCCUUGGCCCUGCUGCUCGUAGAGAGUGGCAAAGCUAUAUAUCUUCCACAAAUCAUCAUAGAAAUCCUCUUAGAUUUGCCAAAAUCUUCUCUCUCAUUCGAUCUUUUUCCUCUGUUUUCCAAGAUGCCAAUAAACAGAGGAGGAAGUCUGAAUCUUCUCUGCCACUUGAUUCAACCAUGAGCUGCUACCUCUCCCUUGAAACGGGUCAUUUUUGGUUCCCAGCUCAAGUUUACAACCGUGAGAAUGGACAUGUAGGAUUCAUGUUGUCAUGCUAUGAUGCAGAGCUCAGCUAUGACACUUACACUGAUACUUUUCAAGCAAGGUAUCCACCACAUGGUAGAAGAGCAAUUGCGGUUGAAAAAAAUGUGACAUGGGAGAGGCUAAGAGCAGCUCCCAUUGAUGCAUCGCCUCAUCAUCUCCAUAUAUCAGAUACUCUUAAUGAGUUGAAACCUGGUGAUCACAUCGAGAUUCAGUGGAGAAGGAACAAAGAGUUCCCAUAUGGAUGGUGGUAUGGUGUUGUUGGCCACUUGGAAUCCUGUGAUGGGAAUCUCAACCAUUGCCAUUGCAAUCUUAGCGAGAUGGUAGUGUUGGAAUUCAACCAGUACACAGUAGGAUCUAGGUGGAGACGAACAAUGAUCAAUAGGAGAGAUCAUAGAGAAGAAGGUAACGAGGAAUACGGGUUCUAUGGAGGAAUCCGAAAGCUAAAUUGUAAACAAGAGAUUGCAAUGUGGAACCGUCUCUGGCCAUCCUCCAUCUUGGAGUAG
Messenger RNA from Arabis nemorensis, 1092 nucleotides. Lineage: Eukaryota; Viridiplantae; Streptophyta; Magnoliopsida; Brassicales; Brassicaceae. The record is from the annotation of a GenBank genome assembly.